Dendronephthya gigantea is the source of this 2707-nucleotide messenger RNA. RefSeq names its product putative histone-lysine N-methyltransferase PRDM6. The coding region runs from base 9 to 1568 and encodes 519 amino acids. Gene Ontology annotation, cellular component: nucleus. The record is from RefSeq and is a predicted model, not a curated record. The transcript is spliced from 5 exons. Gene Ontology annotation, molecular function: protein binding. NCBI's taxonomy places the organism in Eukaryota, Metazoa, Cnidaria, Anthozoa, Malacalcyonacea, Nephtheidae.
ACCAUCGUAUGAGAGUCGUACCAGAGUCUAAACGGUGCAACGCUGUCGACACGUUCACAGGCCCGUUCAAAAUGCAUUCCAGUUUUCUGAAAGAGAGGUUACCUCAUCGAGGAUACGGACAAACAGACGCUGUGAAAGAACAGGAUUUGUAUGUGGCGUAUUUUAAUUUUAUUCCUCGUUCCUCGACUCGCCCCAGUCCUGACGAAAGCUACCCGGUCAAGCCUCAGGCAAGGAGAAUGACUCCAACAACAAAUUGUCGCUCUCCGCCGUUCGAAUUCACGUUCGAAGACCUGGCAUUCAGCCUGCGUGGCAAAUCAGUUGUUCAGCCCAUCGAUACGGCAAGAAUACAGAGAAAACGACGAAUGUCCUCAAGCCACCGGAGUGAAGAUGCAAAACGCGGAAUUGGUUACCAUGGAAACUACUACGAUGUUUUCUCAAGAGAUUCGUGGUCGAUUCCUAAUCUUAAGACACGUCAAUUAAAUUUUACCGGAAACGACAAAAGCCCUGAUAAGAUGGAUAUUGCCCCAACAAAUGCGGUUAUGUCAUUUCUACCAGAAGUCCAGUUGUGUAUGUCCAGCUUACCUGGAGGUCAGUUGGGAGUUUGUUCUCGGAAAGAAAUCCCUAAGGAUACUGUGAUUGGACCGUAUAAAGGUCGGAAAGUCAGACCGGAGGAACUGAAGAUGGGAAAUGGCGCUGACAUGUCUUACCUUUGGGAGAUAUACAAAGGAGGUAAACUUGACCACUAUCUGGACGGUUCAGACGAGAACAUCUCUUGCUGGAUGAGGUUCAUUCGCUCAGCUAGGAACAAAGAGGAGCAGAAUUUAUGCGCCAUCCAACAUGGAGACAAUAUAUUUUAUCGAACAUUAAUUGACAUUUCCGUUGGCACCGAGUUACUCGUGUGGUAUGAGGACAAAUACGAGGAAUACUUUGGAAUUCCUAUAUUUUUGCCUUCAGAUCAUCACAAAGCAUCACAAGAUACAUUAAGAAGCCCGCGUCAUUGUGAUGACCAGUCCCUUCGUCGAGAGAUAUUCACGCCUGCUAUGUUAAAAACAAUGGAAAGAACGCGACUUUGGAUUGACGAGAGACUGGGACAGAAUUGGGUCGAGGACGAUAAUAUCGGAUCCAAGCCCGUUAGACGGGAUAGCUAUGAUGAUGAUAGCUCGUUCCUAGGCUCUCAAAAUUCUGAAAGCGAGACAGGGCGCACAACACCUGAAGACACUGAAUCUGGAUUUUGGCGAUGUAGUCAGUGCCAGCAGUCAUUUAACCAGCGGUCUGCAUUGAGAAUUCACGUGUGCCCCACGAGGACCAGCAAGCCUUUCGACUGCGGACAUUGUUCGUUGUCAUUCGCCGAUCCGAACGAUUUACGAACUCAUGUCGGAACGCAUACCAACGACCGAUUGUUCAAAUGUGGUUACUGCGGGCGCAGGUUUGCGGGCGCCACGACGCUGACCAAUCAUAUCCGCACACACACCGGCGAAAAACCGUUUUCUUGCGAGAAAUGCGGGAAAGAUUUUUCGCAAGCGUCGCAGCUGAGCAGGCACCAAAGGAUCCCCGGGGAUUGUGUAUAAAAUAAAGUGAACACGAAGUCGUUUUUUCUGAAGAAACAUAAAGAAGCAUGAAGAAACAUUCUGGUAACUAUCGUCCAAGAGAACUCCAAGCAGUGAUAUCAUUGUUGGGUACUUGAAUGACUGUGUUUAACCGCAGGUAUUUCAUCGGAAAGACACUUUAUGCACCUACAUUUACAAGUUGUAAAUAUGAAAAAAUAAAAUAGACCUUUCUCCUAAUGAUGUCAAAUGAGCCAAUCAAACUUUGUGUAACAUCAGGCCUUUCACGUUUGACGUCACUAUGAGAGAGGUCUAUUAGAAAGCUCUGAAAAAGUUUGCAGCGCUUUGGUCCAAAUGUUAAUAAAUGUACAGAAAGAUAGACUUUUUAGAUCUGACAUUUGAGUUAGACGUGAAAAUACAGGUGUCCAGGGCUAGUUGCCAUUAUUUCUUCACUAUAUCUUGGAGUGCAUGAUAACUACUGCCUGAGAUAUUUAGAAAACGUUUUAGCUAUAAGUCCGAAGGUUGUGAAUGAUGAUUCACAGUAGUUCUUUGUUUCAAUGUGUUUUAUUGUGCAUAUGAUAGAAAGAAUUAAUAAAGGGCUAAUUAUAGGUUAUUUCAGACGAACCUCAAAACUUUGUUUAGGUUCUAGAAGAGAUAGAACAAAGAUAAUGGUAGCUUUAGUCAAAAGCUGUUUCCUCUCCCAGAGUUUAAUACUAGUAUCAGAAAGUAUAAAUCUGUCGUAUAGACUAAAUGUAAUAAAACAAACUUUGUACAAUAAAUGACAUCGCCACAUGAGGUAAACAGUUGGAUGUUUCAUUCAAAUUAAUCAGAAAAAUUUAAAUACUAUUUUUGGCACAUCAUUCCACAAAGUCACUCCAUAAAAAUAAAAGGAGAGAUCUUUGUGAGUAUGAUUUUCUUGCAUUCGCUGUUCUAUUUCGAGCCCAAGCAUUUAACAGAAAGUAAUUUACGAGUGGCAUUCAACCCAUUAACUGAAUAAGGAUAGCGUAUGAAAGAAAUCUCAAAGACCUACCCAUGAGAUUUCAGCAUGCAUGCAUGGUAUUUCAGGAUGCACAAAUGUUCGUUUGUUCUAUAUUGCGGCAAAGUAAUUUUGCAGCGCGUUAUUUUAAGAGCUACAAUUCAUUAAAAGUAGCAUAAUAGUGGAG